AUGGCUACGGAUGGUAAAACGACCACCAAUGGGGCGAGUGGGGUCAGCGGAAUCAGCGCAGAUGAAAUUGCGCUUUAUGAUAGACAGAUCAGGCUAUGGGGUGUAAAGGCUCAGGAGAGAAUACGCAAUGCCAAUAUCCUUUUGGUAACGCUCAAGGGCCUUGGAAACGAGAUCGCAAAGAACCUCGUAUUGGCCGGAAUUGGCACUCUGACCAUCGUUGACGACGGAAUGGUGCGUGAGGAGGAUCUUGGGGCUCAGUUCCUCAUCACAGAGGAGAAUCUCAAGCAAAGCAGGGUUGAAGCUGCGGCACCACAUAUACGCCAGCUGAAUCCCAGAGUGAAACUACAUGCAGACCCGUCUAGCAUCAAAUCGAAACCUCCAGUAUACUUUGAACAGUUCGACCUUGUCAUAGCCACCGACCUGGACUUUGAAACAUUCGCAACGAUCAAUGCAGCCUGCCGCGUUGCAAACCGCCCUUCAUACAUAGCCGGUGUCCAUGGCUUCUACGGGUUCAUCUUUGCCGACCUUAUUAGCCACACUUUCGUCAUCGAGCGCGAGAAGUCCAACGUGCCUCCACAGACGAACGAGACACCAACACGGACAGUACUAGGCGUCACUACCAAGGUCGAAAAUGAUAAGGUCAUUGAGAUGGUCACGAAGCGAGAGACAUACACACCUUUACUACUGGCAAAUACCUCCCCCUUGCCAGAGGAGUUUACGCGGCUGCCACGGAAACGAAAGCAGGUCACCCCACUGCUCACCUGUCUCCGUGCCUUGUGGGAUUUUGAACGCCAACACGGUGUCCCCCCCUCCUUCUCCCGGCAGGAUUUGGAAAACUACACGCGUUUAGCAAACGAACGCCAUCUGGAGCUUCAAUUAGACCCCUCCACACUUACCGCCUCAUUCCUACGAUCAUUCCUGCAAAACGUCGGCAGCGAAAUUAACCCUGUAGCUGCGUUUUUGGGUGGCAGCCUAGCUCAGGAUGCUAUCAACGUGCUCAGCCAGAGAGAGCAGCCACUCCAAAACUUUCUGAUCUUUGACUCUGAAAAGAGCGUUGCUCCGGUUUAUUCCCUACACCCGUUUUUCCCCGAUACUACUAAUGGCCUAUGA
Molecule: messenger RNA, 1110 nt
Organism: Microsporum canis CBS 113480
Lineage: Eukaryota; Fungi; Ascomycota; Eurotiomycetes; Onygenales; Arthrodermataceae
Product: DNA damage tolerance protein rad31
Exons: 4
Coding region: 1-1110 (369 amino acids)
Biological process (GO): protein sumoylation
Cellular component (GO): SUMO activating enzyme complex; cytoplasm
Molecular function (GO): SUMO activating enzyme activity
Source: RefSeq, a predicted model, not a curated record